Molecule: messenger RNA, 1918 nt
Organism: Silurus meridionalis
Lineage: Eukaryota; Metazoa; Chordata; Actinopteri; Siluriformes; Siluridae
Gene: klhdc2
Product: kelch domain containing 2
Exons: 14
Coding region: 200-1495 (431 amino acids)
Molecular function (GO): protein binding
Source: RefSeq, a predicted model, not a curated record
AUGGUGGCGGUUCUGUGUUGUGUGAAGUCACUUCCUCUAAAAGGCUCGACAUAAGUGCAGCUAAAGUCCGUCCUGGUGAUUAAAAGCAGUGAAAGCAGCUUCCUGUACUGCUGUGACUACUACACUUUCAUCUUAUAUGUGAGGCUGGAUGUUAGCAAACAGAGCUUAGCUCAGGCGUUUUUCCAUAAACAACAGGAGGAUGGCGGAGCAGGAGGGUGAUGUUCCUGAUGUCAGAGAAGAGCUGGACAGUUCUGAAGAUGAAGAAGAGGGUGAUGAAGAGCGAGAUUUUAGGUGGCAGGAGCAGAGAGAGGUGGACUGGUUUGGGGAUGAGGAGGCUGAUUUAGAGCCCGUCUCCGACAUGCCAGCAGAACGCAGUGGUCACGUCACAGUGGUGGACAGUGACUGUAUGUAUGUUUGGGGAGGUUAUAAGAGAGCUGAUGCACAUUGGCUUGGUGAUUUGUACUUACCAUGCAAUGAAAUCUGGAUCUACAACAUGGAAACUGAAAGAUGGACAAGGAAGCUGGCAGAAGGAGAUCUGCCCAACCCCAUGUCUGGCAGCUGUGGUACAUGUGUGGAUGGCAUCCUGUAUCUCUUUGGAGGCCACUGUGCGAGAGGAGAUACUAAUUCAGUUUAUCAUCUGCCUCUGAGGGCUUCUCAUUUCCACUGGGAGAGGAUGAAGGACCUUAAGGGUUUGGCUCCCACAUGUAAAGACAAACUAGGCUGUUGGGUGUACAUGGACAGGAUUGUGUAUUUUGGAGGCUACGGCUGUGAGGAAGAAGCAGAUCAUCAGGGAAUGUUUGUACUGGAUGGAAAUUCAUUGACGGGAAACCAGCAAAGACGAGGCUGGAACAACCACAUUCACAUUCUUAACCUGGAAACAUCAACCUGGAGUCAACCCAUAACUACGGGAAAUGCUCCCACACCACGUGCAGCCCACGCUUGUGCUACUAUUGGAAACAGAGGUUAUGUUUUUGGAGGCCGAUAUUUGGGUCAUAGGCUAAAUGAUCUGUACUAUAUUAAUAUGGACACCUGGGAAUGGACUGAAAUGUCGAUGCCUGAGUGCAGUCCGAUUGGCCGCUCGUGGCACUCUUUCAUACCCAUUUCAUCAGACCAGAUCUUCCUGUUUGGUGGCUUUACUACUAAUCAGGAAACACUCAGUGAUGCCUGGAUAUACUGCGUGUCUACAAACCAGUGGAAAACGUUUAAACACCAGCACAAAAAAAGUCCCAGACUUUGGCACACAGCAUGCACAGGUCCAGAUGGAAACGUGUUUGUAUUUGGAGGCUGCGCUAAUAAUCUUCUCUCAUCUCAGCAAGCUUUCCACAGCAAUAAUGUUCUCAUUUUCACAGUUCAGCCAAAGUCCCUGCUCAGAUGCUGCACAGAGGUUGUUCUGCAGAAAAAACAUCAGCUUGAGAGCAUGUUUGAUUGCUUGCCCAGGCAUCUUCUACACAGCCUUCAACAGAGACGUGGUUCAACCAACACUGAAGGGUCCUAAACUCUCUGUGUGUGUGUGUGUGUGUGUGUGUGUGUGUGCGCGCGCAUUGAGAAAAAGCUGCAGUUGCUGUAUGGAGGCAUCAGACUUUGAGUUUAGUUCAAAUCACAGUUUCACCAUGCUGCCCUGACUGGGCCCUUGAGCAAGGCCCCUGACCCUCACGUGUAUAAAUUAGAACUGUCUCUAGACUCUUUGGAUUCUGCCAAAAUGCCAUAAAUGCAAAAUGUAAGCUGGUACGGUUUAGAUGCUGCUAAAUAGCGAGCUGUGAUCUCCAGUUCCUCUGCUGAUUUGUGUUCACUGUAAACUCUGUUUCCUUCUUAUUAACCACGUAAAUCCUUACGUUUUUGCUUUAAAUACCAGGGAUGUGCAUCACUUUAACUCAGUUAUCAUCCUUUAUUACCAUCCAUUAAAAACCUGCAUGUAACA